ACACAUUUUCGUUACGCUCCCAGUUAUUUAGUGCGCCUUGGCGGGCAGAGGAGGGAGAGGCCGUGAUUCAACGUUUCGUUACACAGUGCUGUGCCGUGGGCUAGCGUGCUUGUUCUGAAAUAAAAACUGUGACUUGGUUAUUUGUGGUUUUUUUAAAAACAAAAACGACCCCGACAUGCCGAAUUCUAACGCUGAACGCGUACGGGCAUACCGUGACAGGAUGCGGACACUCAAGUCGCCGAAAAAGAAAGCGAAAACGGGGGCACAGCGGGCGAAGGAGUAUCGUAUAAGAAAAAAGGCAAGGCUAAUGGCGUUGAUGCCUCCGUCAAUGGAGCAGAUGACUGCGAUGAGAGACCUUGCUGCUCUAUACGGCGAAUGUUCCAGUGACGAUCCGCUUAGGCGUACACCCAAGAGCGGAGCCGAGCGUACAAGGGAGUAUAGAAUAAGAAAAAAGGCUUAUGAAAUGGCCUACUCCUCGUCGCCUGGCCAGUUCCCUCUGCCGGAGAACUUUGAACUCUCGUCAUGUUCCUCCACGAGCAACGACGUGCCAACGACUGUUGCUUUCAACAGACAUCUGGGUCUACCACUUCCGGAGCAACCAACAUUUCCGGGUCAGCCACCCCUCCAGGGGAAGUACGGAGUCGACCGACCAUUCCACCAAUGGCAAGCCGACCCCCAAAAAUUCGGGAUCCCCUUUACUGGUAGAGCCUCGCAAACCACACCCGAGGAUAUCGAAAGACUGAACAAACUCCAAGCACAGAUGCUCGGUGUGAAGAAUUACAACACGACUGGGAUUCGAUCCCAGUCCUUCUUAUCGAAGUCUCCAGUCCUGAUGGAAAUUCUGGAACUCUCCGAUAGUUUAUUGCGCUCCUACAAGAGUUCAGAUCGUCUUGAAUCAGCAUCAACCUCCCAUGAAGCACUUCCAUCAUCUUCAUUCUCUCUUCCAAGUGGUGAAAGUUCCUUAGCUUCAAAGGCAGGAAUAAAGAGUGAAAUUUCAGAUACACCCUAUGAAGGCAAGGGCAAGGGAAAAGCAAAAGCUUCGCUACCACUACAUAUUAGCCGCAAGUUAGUUGAUGGAAACAAAGCUGUAACAAUUGAAUAUAAUUCAGAGGAAGAUGAGGAAUAUAUAGCUGUAAAUGCUGGAGAAGGUGCCCCAUGGAAGUUAGAAUAUAACAAUGAAACAGACUCAGAAGAUUUGGAAAUGACUGGACGUUUAGAAGACCAAGAAGCCAUGUUAACUGGUCAAAAAGAGUCAGAUUAUUUACAGGAUAGAAUCACAGAUGUACAGGUUAAAGAUGAACCAGAAGACACAGGGUAUGAAAACCGGUUGAACGCACCCACUGGCCAUGACUCCAAUGCUAACUCUAGGAAUUCUUCACCUCUUCCUCCAAUUCACUUUGAGAACACCUUACCUGUGCCGACUGGUGUCCCACCUUCCAUCACAGCACACCCUGUUCAGAUACCUCUAAAUGAUCUCUUUGCUGGAUCUACCAUUCGCAGCCAGCUUCAGGGUGCAAUAGCAGGCAAGAAGAUGGAUACAGUGCAGAACAUUGUCGAGGGUCUUCUAAAAAAGAAUGAAACUCUACUUGCUAUGAGUGAUGCUGGUGGCUUUAAGCCUAAUGCCCGUCGAGCUCGUGCAGCGCAUGAUGGUUUUAUUAAGAGAUCCGAGCCAGCUUUUCCAGCUGCUGGCAAGCCAACUGUGUUUCCGAUUUCAUCCACAUUGCAAGCUCGCGUGGAUGUAUCAAAUAGAAAAAAUGUCGAGAAUGUGUUGAAACCCCGAAUGGCUAGACCUAAAAGCCCCACUCUGAGACAUACCUCAAUACUUAAAGACAAGACACAUUUUACUUACGCCCUUAUGGAAUCUAAUGCAGCUGACAAUGAAAUUGAGAAAAUUUUCAAUGUUCAAAACCAUGAACUCGUGUGUGGGAUUAGCUCUAAGUCAUUUGUUACAGAUAAAUCAGACAAAGUUGUAGCGUCGUUGGAUUUUGGUUACUUUUGGUGUAACUUUUGUCCUUUUACCACAAACAAUAAACCUUUGUUGAUUCAGCAUGCUCUGGAGCAUAGGUUUAGCUGUAAAUUUUGUGUCUACGAAUCAUUCUGCCGAUCAGAUGUUGUUCGACACAUGCAUAAGGUUCACUCUGAAAACUUUACAGAAACGGCAAGUAGACUCUCUUAUUGUACACUGCUAUCUGACUAUUUGCGUGUUAAAGCACGGGCUGAAGGUAAAGAAAACAAGGACCCGGAUGAAGAUAUUGAUGACAUCGACCCACAAGAAAUGCAGAAGGCACUUGAAGAGCUUGAGCACAGGAAAAGAAAAACUGAUUCUACAUUUAAUGAGGCUGUGCCAUCGCCAGCCAAGUCAGCAAAAGUUGAUUCAGAAGAUGGGGAAAGUUUAGAUGGAGUGCAUAAAGACCGUUUGGGCAAAUCCAGAAAAAGCCAGCACCCUAAAAGGCAUGCACCACUUAAAGAUUCUGAUUAUGACAUUUUUGAAAUGGAAGUUGAGGAAAUCAGUGAAGCACCGGAGCCUCCAGAUGAUUCAGAAUCAGAUAGGGUCCUUUAUUCAUCUAACCAUAACUCUCCUAAUCCCUACCUACAUGGACAUGAUAACCAGCCUCAUCCUACAGGUAUGAUGCAGGCUGCUUCCCAUUCUCAAAAUAGUCCUAUGCAAAAUUAUCCAUCCAGCUCAUCUUCAUCCAAACCCCAGCGAGGCAGUUCAGGAAAUAAAGUCCGAGGUCCCUAUGUGAGAAACAAUCGUAGUUCUAGCACUUCUAGCCUUUACUGGAGUUGUGGUUACUGUUCAUUUCAGAGCAAUAGCCAGGCAGAAAUCAAAGAACAUUCCAACAGAGAACAUCCUGGAAAACCACAUAGGUAUGUUGCUCUUAUUAAAAAUAUGACCCCAGAUUCCAUCAUAAAUAAAAAUCCUCGCACUGUAAAUAGAAAUUCUAAUGUUAAGCACUCAGUACCUGCAAUCAGCCCUGAUUCCAGGCACAGAAGCCAAUCUCCGCAAGUGCACCAUUCACCCGCUUCCUCAGUUCUAUCUCAGGCCUCCAAUGACAGCUUUCCUACAAAUGGGGAAGAGGAGGCUGAGGAUAUUGUGUCUCUCAGAGACUCACCCAGCUCGCUCAAAGUAAAAUUAGCUCCAGCACGAGGAGCUAAAAAAGAAAGUACUGUAUACCGCUGCUACCACUGUACUUACACAGCUAAACGCCAUUCUUCCAUGAAAAGUCACAUUUACUACAAGCACAGAGGGAAGGGUCUUGUGGCUGUGGAUGAAGAGUCUAGCACGGGGCAGCAGGUUUUUUUCUGUGCUAGAGAUGACUGCACGUUUAAAUCUGAGAGCCCUCGCAUGUUCUUGAAUCAUGUAGAUCAGUGCACACCGUGGAAUAAACCAGAGCUGGCUGAUGUUGAGGUAGAGCCACACAUUCGGGAGUGUUUGGAUCAAACUGUCAGUUUUGCUGAGAUGGCCAAAGAGAAGGUAGUUGAAAAGGGAAGAGGAGUGUCAGUGGAUGAGACAGAGUGUAGUGAUUCCAACUUCAGCGUGUUUGAUGAGAAGGACACGGAUGGAAGCAUUCCACUGGACGUUUCAUCAGAUUCAGACUCCUCGUCAAAAUCAGAAAGGAUGAAUGUGCAAGAAAUUGGGGACAGUGAUUCAGAAUCUGACUUGAAUAUUGACCCAGAACCAAGCCUAAACAAGAUUACAUCAGGGAGUACUUAUAGCUAUAAUGUACAUAGAAAUGUUAACAAUUCUUAUUUAGCUGUUGAUGAAAAGGAUGUCUGUGAAAGUCCCCAAGGAAUAAAAUCAUGUAUGGCUAGUUAUGUAGACUUAGAGGAGGAUCUAGCUUUAGAGAGUGAUGAUUCCUUUUCGAGUUCAGAUAAUGAUAUGAUAGAUAUUUCCCGUAAACAUUCACCUUCAGCGAAAUGUGAAAAAUCAGGUCUUACAAUAGAAAAACGUAGUCAUUCCCCAGUAAGUGUUAAUUCAUUUAGUAAUUCACCAGUUAGUGUUAAUUCAUUGGCAGCAUUAGAGAGUACAGAGUUACAAAAAGAUAAUUUGGUCAGUCAGUCAGCAUUAUCACCAGUGCUAGCAAAUGUAUCGUCAAAUGUUAGUAAUUCACCAGAACAGUCUGGUAAAAUUGACCAGCUGGCAACAGUAGAAGGAUCAGGCAUACAAACCAACUCCCCAUUAUAUAAGAAUGAUGAAAGUGAUGAUCUUAAAACACAGGAUAAGUUUGAAGCUGCAACAAAACCCAAUGGAGGUGGAAACUUCUCUGUACAUACAAGCCCAGCUGAAGACCAUCUUGGUGUGGAUCAGUUAAACACAGUGGAAAAAUCAGGCUUACAGGGUAGAUUAUUACAACACCAACAGCAAGUUCUGGAUGUGUUUGAAGAAAGUAGUUCAGGUUUACUCCAUAACACACAAGACCACAGUUUAAGAGAGGAUUUGGAAUUAGAAAAUACAGCCUUACAGAGCAACGAUAAUGAACACCAAAAACCAGCGGAUGAGUUUGAAACAGAUAACUCACUUUUACGGAGUAACUCCUCCCCCAAUCAACAAAUGAUGACUGAUGAGUUUGAAAUAGAUAACACACUUUUACAGAGUAACUCCUCCCCCAAUCAACAAAUGAUUACUAACGAGUUAGAAAAGGAUGAGUUAGAAAAUAAGUUACCACACCAUUCCCCCCUGCAUAAAAAGCUGACAGAUGAGUUUGAAAUUGAUAAUCCAGCCUAUCAGGAUAACAGUUGUCAACAAAAUGUGCAAGCUGGCAGAUUUGAAAAUGAUAACUCAGCCUUGCAGAGUAGAUCCCAUUACCAUCAAAAUCUAACCAAUGAGCUUGUAGUGGAGAGCACAGUAUUAGAGAGUAAGUCCACCCAGCCUGAUACACUAACACAGGAGUUUGAAAUGGAAAACUCAGCCUCACACAAUAUCACCCAACACAGUGGGCAAGCUGUCUGCCAGUUGGAGCAUGAAAACUUAGCUUUCCAGGGUAACUCUCAAUAUACAGAACAAAAUGGUACUCUAUCUAGAUCAGAAAACUCUACACAGCAUUGUACCAGGUCAACCAGCGAUGAGCUAGAAAUGGAGGAGUCUACACCUGUAGACUUAUCAACCACACAGAGCAAUUUCUAUAAACCUUCUCAGUCGGCCAAUGAAGAGAUGGAAAUAGGGCCAGCUGUUAAAUCCUGGGUAAAGAGUGUUCAGCCAAGAAAUGAUAAGUUACUUCAGAGAUUUUUUGGUACGGAAGAAAUACAUCCUGUUCAAAGUGAAUCAGUGGACAAUUUUAGCUUCCCAUCUCAGUGUAAUAAUUUACAUAAUGUAGAACCAGCCAAGGAUACGCCUAUAGAUACAGUGUUCAGUGACACUAAAGGUAGUUUAAAUAGUUGCAGUGGAUUGACUGGAGAUGAAGAACUGACACCAGCAGAGAAUAGCUCCUAUUAUGUCUCCUCUGCUCACACAUCACAAUUCACCUCUGCAGAUGAUGCUAAUUAUUGUGGAAUGCGGCAAAUUAGUCAUUUAACUCACCCAGAAGAACUUAGGUCAGCUGCCCCUUUUGAUAAUAGCUCAACCCCUUUGCAUAGCACUCACUGCACCUCUGCGUAUGAAGCUAAUUUUAGUGGAGUAAAUCAAGUCAGCCCUUCGGUACCCGUCCAUCGUUUAACUCAAGCUGAUGAGUUCAUGCCUGCUGCUCCACUUGAUGUUGGUUCAACUGAUGUCUCUCAAUACACCCAUGUAUAUGAUUCAAAUUUGAGCAAAGUCAGCCAUCCAGUACCCAGCCGUCGUUUAACUCAAUCUGAGGAGUCCAUACCUGCUCCUGAUGUCUCUCAAUAUACCCAUGUAAAUGAUUCAAAUUUGAGCAAAGUCAGCCAUUCAGUACCCAGCCGUCGUUUAACUGGAGCUGAGGAGUCCAUGCCUGCUGCUCCAGUUGAUGUUGGUUCAACUGAUGUCUCUCAAUAUACCCAUGUAAAUGAUUCAAAUUUGAGCAAAGUCAGCCAUCCAGUACCCGUCCGUCGUUUAACUCGAGCUGAGGAGUCCAUACCUGCUGCUCCAGUUGAUGUUGGUUCAACUGAUGUCUCUCAAUAUACCCAUGUAUAUGAUUCAAAUUUGAGCAAAGUCAGCCAUCCGGUACCCACCUGUCAUUUGACUAAAGCUGAGGAAUCCAUACCUGCUCCUGAUGUCUCUCAAUAUACCCAUGUAUAUGAUACUACUUUAACUGAAGUGAGUCCAAAAUGUCGUCCACUACCAAUUAGUCCUUUAACUCCAGCUGCAUUACUUGAUGUUAGCUCAAUAGUCUCCCCUUCACAUACAUCUCAACACACUCCUGCAGAAGAUUCUACUUUUCGUGACGUGAGUCACAUUGAUCAUCCAACACUAAUCAGUGAUGAAACACCAGAUGAGGAGUUUCUACAACCUGAGGCUAGCUCAGAUGAUGUGUCCCCUUCAAGCAGUUCACUGUACACCUCUGUAUAUGAUGCCAAUUUCUGUGAAGUCAGUCACGUCAGCCAUCCAGCACCAAUUGAGGAGUAUUUUACUUCUGAUAAUUGCCAGUCUCUAGACUACUGUACCAUAGAUAAUGUGGAAGUGGCUAAUGAAGUUGACUACCUUGAGAACAACAGUUUGCAUGACACUGGCAGCCAGUUUGAGCCUGCUGUGAUGGACACUGGUCAGCCUUGUCCAGAGGAUGAAAGGUCAGAAGAGCACAUUGUUAGGCCAGAACUUGAUUAUGUUGAAGAGGAGAUAACAUUAUCAGAAACUGGGGCCCAGGAAGUGUGUGAUGAGAUUUUGGAUGAUUUGUGUGAAGAAGAAAUACAAACACAGUUGCAGAACUUGGCUGAAACACAGGCACAGUCGCAGAACUUGGCUGAAAGACAAACACAGUUGCAGAACUUGGCUGAAAGACAAACACAGUUGCAGAACUUGGCUGAAACACAAACACAGUUGCAGAACUUGGCUGAAACACAAACACAGUUGCAGAACUUGGCUGAAGUUGAUGUUGUAGUCCCACCAGUGGCUGUUGUUGCCCCACCUGAGGCUGUAGUCCCACCAGUCACUGAUGUCACUCCACCAGAAGCUGAUGUUGUAGCUCCACCGGUGCCUGUUGUCACCCCACAUGUGACUGAAGCUGCCCUACCAGUGGGUGGGCGUAGUGCACUCCCAAUAGUUGAAAGUCAUCAGAGCUCACCUACAUUUAAACAAAAACCCAACACUAAAGCUCUUCUACCAGGGUCUACUAAGGCUGUCAUUGAGAAAAAAGAUCAAAUUAUGUCUCCACCACUGAAGCUGAGGUUCAAAUUGCUUGGAAACAUGACAGUGUGUAGCAUUAGUGAUGAUACUAAUGCUGCUAAGGUGGAUGAGCCAAACGACAAUAAAGCAGAGAGUAUGGAUGCAUCUGAUGAAUCUGACUCCUCCAGUGGCAGCAGUUCUGACAGCAGCAGUAGCUCAGGCAGCAGUAGUUGUAGCAGCUGCUCUAGUGACAGUGACAGUGAAGAACCAUUGGUUGCUGAUGCUGAAGAACCAUUGGUUGCUGAUGUUGAAGAACCGCUAGUUGCUGAUGUUGAAAAACCGUUGGUUGCUGAUGCUGUAGAACCACUGGUUGCUGAAGAACGGCUGGUUGCUGAGCAAUGCUCCGAUGACACCUGCAAACCUGUGCACAAACAGGUACCCGAGUGGCUAAACGAGCUGAUCGACUCCACUGGGGACUCAGACAGUGACAUGGCCUCCAACCCUCGCAGCGUGCCUCUGUCUGUCAGCUCUGUUAGUGAAACCUACGAAAGCUCUUAUGAGGAUCCUGUCAUCAGGAGCCCCAAACCUGAGGUCCGCAGCUUUGAGGCUAGGCCAGAACCUGAAGCUAAAAAAGCGAAGUUGUCAAGAGGCCAUAAAGCUAAAAGUAAAAAAAAGGAGCUCUCACACUCCCAGCUUACUUGUAUACCAGCUCGAAGUGCUGCUGUGAAAGCUCUGUCAAAGAUGAAGCCUGCUCUAGAGGAUGGAGACAGUAGUGAAAGUGGGGAGAAAUUAAAAAGAAAAUAUUGCAGUAAAUCAAAACCUAUUUAUUCUCAGCCAUCAACAUCUUACCAUGUAAACACUGAAGUGACAGAUCAACUCAAAACACCUAGGUUGUCAUCAGAUUCGGACAAAGGCAAUGAUUCAGGUCAUGAAAAAACAGCAGUUUACAUGUGUGGCUAUUGUUUAGAUGUCAGUGAGGGGACACUAAAAAAGAUCAAACCCCAUGUCUUAAAUAAACAUAGCUCAAUGCCACCUAUGGUAGUUAACUGUUUUAAACAGAGGAGGCAUGAGCGGUGCAGGUUUUUCAUCUGCUCACACCCAGAUUGUUAUAAGCUGUCUAGCACUGAAAAACAGUUUGAGCGGCACACAUUAUCUCACCGGGCACCAACGAGUCACAAGUCCACAGGAAAAAAGGCUGUUGGUGCCAGACAAAGCAAAAAAUCAAACAGUGGGAACUUCCCCGCGUGUAGGGUGGAGCUUGACAUGUUGGACCUGCGCAAGUUGAAGAGAUCCAGCAGCAUGUCUGUCAGGCUGGAGGAGAAGAAGUACCAGUGCUUGUACUGCACUGGCUACUUCUACGACAGCACUCUAUCGGGCAUGAAGGCACACUACGCCCAGGAGCACAAGGGCCAGCUGAUGGUGAUGCGGGACACCGAGGCCAGGAAAUCCCAGCUGCCCUCGCGUAUCUACGUGUGUGAGAUCCCCAACUGUGAGUGCUGCUACAUCAACCGGUCUGACCUGGACCACCACUCCAAGAUUCACAAGUCCAACCUGACCUACAUUUAUGAGUGUGCCUGCUGCGGGUGGUACUCAUCCUCCCACCUGGCCGCCACCCAACACCUGAGGUCUCAGCAUGCUGAUGAAAAGAACGUCUCACUCAUACACAUGCAGGUGUCAGUUGAUGAGUAUGGUCAAACAUCGAAAAAAGUUUUAUAACAGACCAGAAAUUGUUUUUUAAAAAUCCUUCUAUAGCAGCUUAAUAAUCUAUCUUUGGCCC
This is a messenger RNA of Physella acuta, 8993 nucleotides long. RefSeq lists its product as uncharacterized. Gene Ontology annotation, cellular component: nucleus. NCBI's taxonomy places the organism in Eukaryota, Metazoa, Mollusca, Gastropoda, Physidae. Gene Ontology annotation, molecular function: DNA binding. The record is from RefSeq and is a predicted model, not a curated record.